AUGUCUUCCAGAUUCAAUCCUAGAAUGCCAAAGUCUUUCCGCUAUGAUGUAUGUGAUGAUCGUUUAACUUCGCGUCAGUAUGAAUAUGGUAGUAAUGCAUGUGAAGAUACUUACCAACCUCGAAAUGAACACACAAGAAAGCAUAAAAGCACUCCCACCAUUCCAAGGAACAUGGAGUUCAUAUAUCAAAGUAUUCAGGUCAUAAGACCAAGAGAACGGAUGAUUGGUCUCCAGAGAACUCUCCAAAUGAUGUACAUAAAAGGAAGAGAAAGCACAAAAAGCAUUCUCGCAGUCAUAGUAGCAAUAAGCGGGUUCAUUCGUUGA
This is a messenger RNA of Heterobilharzia americana, 324 nucleotides long. NCBI's taxonomy places the organism in Eukaryota, Metazoa, Platyhelminthes, Trematoda, Strigeidida, Schistosomatidae. The record is from the annotation of a GenBank genome assembly.